This is a messenger RNA of Closterium sp. Yama58-4, 2130 nucleotides long. Lineage: Eukaryota; Viridiplantae; Streptophyta; Zygnematophyceae; Desmidiales; Closteriaceae. The record is from the annotation of a GenBank genome assembly.
AUGAGCAGCGGGGGAACAGACCUCAUGGUGCUCUACCAAUGGACCAUCGGCGUUCCCUGCCGCACUCACGACGCCAACCCUCUCCCGCUCUCCGGCCUCCUCCCCUGGCGCCAGCACGGGCCCUUCUCCUUCCAUCUCCCGCCCUCCUCCGCCUCCGCCGCUGCUCUCUCCUUCCCGCCGCAAGGCGUGGCUCUGCACCUCCUGCUGCUCGAGGGCAGCGGGGCGGACAGCGGCGGCACGUCGUCCGGCUUCGUUUCCGGUCCCGCAGCUGCCUAUGUGACGUCCGUGCCUGGAGCUGCGUCCGUGUCUGUGCCUGGGGGUACAUCUGCGCUGGGAGAUUUUUCAUUGUCUGCCAAGGCAGCAGCGGUGGUGGAAGACGGAGCGCUGACGUCUGCGGCAGCGGCAGUGGGGAGCAUCGAUGUGGACCUGGUCACGGUGGCUCCCAGAGGCACAGCGGCCUCCGCCCCUCCGUCCUUCUCCUACUCCCGAUUGAACUCCUCUCCCCUCCUCACCUCCGGCUCAGCCCGCCUCCUCCCCUCCUCGCUGCGCCUCACCCCCCUCUCUCCCCCACACCAAGCGGGCCUUGCCCUGCACCCCACGCCCUUCCCCCUCGUCUCCCCCGCCACCCCCACCUCCCCCUGCCGCCCCUACUCCUUCUCCUCCUCCUUCUCCUUCCGCCUCUCCUCAACCAACCCCGCUGCUCUCGGGGCCGACGGCUUUGCUUUCGUUCUCCUGCCCGACCCGACCGUCGGGCUGCCCGGGCCAAACAUGGGAUACGGGAGGAGGCCGUACAGGCAGGAGGAGGCUCCUUUGGAUCCUGGAGGGGGAGGAUCCGAUGGGGGUGGAGGUGAGUUCUGUGUGGAAGAUGAGAACGGGAUCAUCACAUGCACGCCAAUGGACAGCGGCGGCGGCAUCACCCUCAACAGCAGCCUGCCACAUCUGCACAGUCUGGCAGUGGAGUUUGACACGUCAUCGACGCGUCUGUUUCUGGACCCAACAGUGCAGCACGUGGGGAUCAACGUGGAUUACAGCAUGACCGGGGAGGGUGAGGCGGUGUUGGUGCAUGUGGGGUUUGCUGCUGGCACGGGGCUGCUGCCACUGCACACUCAGACGCACGACAUCCUCUCCUGGUCUUUCCAGGUCGACACUAAAGCGCCGGCGCCUCUCCCCAUAUGGCAGCCGCCGUCGCUCUCCUUGCCCUUCCUCACUCCAGCCGCGCCCUUCACUGCCUCGGGCACAUACACGAGCACGUGCUCGUGCCCUCUCAGCCAGCCCAGCUACAAGCUCCCCCAAAUGCCGGCCUUCCAAACGUGCCACAAUGAGUUCCCUGUAUGUCGCCUUAACAGCACUGACACGUGUGCGCCUGGUGUGUGCCUGGAGGGAUAUGAUGCCACCUCCUUCUGCCUCUGCCCGCCCUCGUUCUUUCCCCUCGACUACUCUAACCUUCUGAGGCGUCCCUGUAACCCAGUGAGCAAGUCCGCUGUUCGAGUGCCCUUCUUCCCAGCGCCCCCCGGCCUCACAUGCCCUCUGCUGCUCGACAUCUUUGACCUCUCACCUCAAGAGCUGCUGGAGAGCAACAAGGGCUUGGCAUGCCACAAGCCCGAUGACACGUGCGCAUCAAUCAACAAACUCAUGGGGACCAACGUAACAGACUUGAACCGUAACAUUAACUGCUCACAACUGAUCAUACCUGGAAAGCGCGUGUGUGUGGAGAACAACGCCAGGUACCCUUCCUCCCCGGUGGCGGCCUGCAACCUGUACAAGACUCUCGACUCCACCGUGCACACGUGCCAGAAGCUCGCCACGCUGCGCCCUGGACGGCACAUCAUGAGCAUCGCAAAGCUCUUCCGAGUCAACCCCGCUCUCUACUGCGACCACCUGCUGCCCGCUGCUGCUGGGUGGACUGACUCUGUUGUUGAUAAGGUGUGCUUGCUAGCGGAUGAGCUCUCAGGAUAUGGAGGGAUGCAGUGCGUGACUAAACGCUUAUACCUCGUGAGGAGAGGAGACACGUGCGGCAAGCUGAUUGCGUCUCGAUACAAGCGGAAAGUGGACCUUUUCCGGUCACUAAAUGGAGGGUUUGACUGUACUGUCUCCUCUUUGUGGGUAGGGAUGCAACUAUGCUUACCAUAA